Messenger RNA from Adineta ricciae, 921 nucleotides. Lineage: Eukaryota; Metazoa; Rotifera; Eurotatoria; Adinetida; Adinetidae. The record is from the annotation of a GenBank genome assembly.
AUGGGUUUAAAUUCGACGAAAUCUUCAUUGACAAAUGCGGAAUAUUCCUUAACGCUUUCAUCGGCCAAUGAUUUCUAUCGGACACUGACGCCAAUUCAAGGCGAAUUUCAUUUAAAUGUUCGAUCGAAACUGCGGAUUGAAAAAGAAAUUCGCGUGGAUUUAGUUGGUCAAUUGCUUGAAAACAAACGAUAUGGAUCACGUUCUACACGAAAUUCUUCUCAAGCAAACAAUAAUAAUAAUAAUAAUAAUAUUUUCUUAACUUAUUCCUGUUCGUUGAUAACUUCGCAUGAAAAUGGUACAGCGCGAACAAUCAAACAACAACAAGUCAACUAUCCAUUUCGAAUUCCACUUGGAAGUAAUCUUCCACCUUCAUGUGAAUUCAAAGAAUUCUCGAUUGUUUACUAUUUGGAAAUCUUUCACGAUGGACGAUUGUUACCAAAUACACACAGACAAAUCACCAUUGCGCCACAAGUACCCCAAUUAACUGUUCCAUUACCAUGUAAAGUCACAGGUUCGGGUGAUGUAACAAUGAUCUGUAGUUUACCAAAGUCAUUUUAUUCGGGACGUGAUUGUCCUAUUGUACCGCUGUCAGUUUCCAUAACAAAUCCCAAGCAAAAACAAAUCAAAGCUGUCACAGCACAAUUAAUGCAGACAGUUUCAUUAAAUGGAAUCAAGCGGGAAAAUGAAAUUUUUACCGCUCUUCUUAAUGAAAUCGCUGAAAAUACGAAAGAAAAUGAAGUCAAUACUAGAUGUGAAUUGGUUUUACCUGCAAAUCUCUCCCCAACUCAUGUUCCCAAUGAAAAUGGUUCACCUGAUAAUCUACCAAAUAUCGCUAUUACUUAUGAAUUUCGUAUAACAGCCCAGAUGAAAGGUGCAACAACUCCUAAUCUUCGUUUAUCAGUACCGCUUGGUGUUGAAUAA